Fopius arisanus is the source of this 3725-nucleotide messenger RNA. It is a transcript of the gene SMC2, whose product is annotated as structural maintenance of chromosomes 2. The coding region runs from base 156 to 3701 and encodes 1181 amino acids. Gene Ontology annotation, biological process: chromosome organization. NCBI's taxonomy places the organism in Eukaryota, Metazoa, Arthropoda, Insecta, Hymenoptera, Braconidae. The transcript has 2 exons. The record is from RefSeq and is a predicted model, not a curated record. Gene Ontology annotation, cellular component: chromosome. Gene Ontology annotation, molecular function: ATP binding; ATP hydrolysis activity; protein binding.
CUCUUUACUGAUUGGUUCCCCCCGAAUUUUGAAUUGUUUCAACGUCUUUGAAGGACUGCAGUUUAAUCGAGUUAAAGGUGCCUAUAAAAACUAAUAAAAGCUCCAGAAAAUCAAAUGAAAUAGAUAAAGUGAGGGAGCCCCGCAAUUAGGACGUCAUGUACAUCAAGUCGCUAGUACUUGAUGGUUUCAAAUCAUAUGGAAAGAGAAUCGAAGUGAAUGGCUUCGAUAACGAGUUCAACGCCAUUACCGGAUUGAAUGGCAGUGGAAAAUCUAAUAUUCUUGAUGCAAUAUGUUUCGUCCUGGGAAUAACGACUCUUGGAUCGGUGCGUGCGACGUCCCUUCAAGAGCUCGUCUACAAAUCUGGCCAGGCUGGAGUAAAAAAGGCAACCGUGACAGUGACUUUUGACAACCGUGACAGAGGUGCCUCGCCUCUAGGUUACGAGCAAUAUGACGAAAUAGCAGUUACCCGCCAGGUGGUGAUAGAUGGCAAGAAUAAGUACCUGAUAAAUGGCACUCUGGUUCCUAAUAAACGAGUCCACGACCUCUUCUGCUCGGUCCAGCUAAACGUCAAUAAUCCUCACUUUCUCAUAAUGCAAGGUCGUAUCACAAAGGUACUAAACAUGAAGCCUCUGGAGAUUCUCUCCAUGAUUGAGGAGGCAGCUGGUACUCGAAUGUACGAGGAAAAAAAAGAGGCCGCCAUGAAGACAAUCGACAAGAAGAAUGAGAAGCUGAGGCAGAUAAACGAAAUCCUCCAAGAGGAAAUUGGCCCCAAACUUCGAAAGCUCAAAGCAGAACGCGAGCUAUUUGCCGAGUACCAGAGAGUUGAGAGAGAGUUGGAUCACUGUCGCAAGGUCGUCAUCGCCUGGAGGUACAUUUCCACUGAGAAAAGCUCCAAAGAAGCUGAAAGGGGUGUCGAAGAGGUGCAAACUAAAAUGGAAACGAUAAAAACGACGAUAGCAAAUGGUAGAGCAGAGAUCGAGGAGAUUGACGUAACAAUCCAGGAGGUCACGGCGAAGAAUGAAUCGGAGAAGGGAGAGCACCUCGAAAUUUUGGAGCGACAACUCAAGGACUUGGAAAAAAAGGAGAGCCAGCUGGCCGCAGAGGCCAACAGUAAUCAGGAGAGCAUCAAGGCAGAGAGGAAAAUAAUAAUACAACUUGAAAAAAAUCUAAAUGAGGACAGUAAAGCUUUAGAGGAGAAGAACCAGGAACUCCAGCAAGUUGGAGGACUAUUUCAGCGGCUUCGAGAGCAGGACGAAACGGAUCAUGCAGCUGUGACAGCCGCCCAGCAGAGACUCCAGAAAAUCACAGCUGGACUUCUGGAGAGUGACGAUGGGGAGAAUGCCACAUUGGAACAGCAGCUGAUAAAUGCUAAGCAAAAUGCCAUCGCAGCGCAGACGGAAAUCAAGCAGUGUCAGAUGACUCUGGUUCAUUCUAAAGAACAAUUGAGUAUUAAGGAGAAUGAAGUGAAAAAUAAAGACGUCGAUUACCAGAGGGACAGCACAGAACUGGCAAACAGGGAGAACCAGCUGAAGGCAAUCGAGAAGGAGAUGUCGAGGAUAAAUUAUGACGAGGCGACUUGUCAAGAAAAAAAAGAGACGAAACGAAGACUCGAGGGGGAGAUUGCACAACUUCAGGGGAAUAUCGAUGAAAUUGAGAGUAGAUAUCCCAACUUGACGUUCCAAUAUACCCCACCGAGCCAGAACUUCAAUAAGAAUUCGGUUAAAGGCCCUGUCUGCACUCUUAUGAGCCUGAGGGCGAAGGAAGCUGCUUAUGCCCUGGAAGUGGCUGCUGGUGGCCGUCUCUACAAUAUCGUUGUGGAUAAUGAGACAACGUCAAAGGCACUUUUGCAAUAUGGCCAGCUGCGACAACGGGCAACAAUAAUUCCUCUGAAUAAAAUCACGGGGAGAGCAAUUGAUGACAAAGUUAUUAAAUACGCUGAGAGCUUAGUGGGGAAGGAGAACGUCAAGCCUGCGUUGACUCUCAUUGAUUUCCCCGAGAUGGCUAGACCUGCCAUGACGUGGGUUUAUGGUCAGACCCUCAUCUGCAAGGACAUGCACAUCGCUCGGAAAGUAGCCUUCAAUGAUAAAAUAAAUAAGAAGUGUGUGACUCUCGAGGGAGACGUUGUCGAUCCUGCUGGGACCUUGACUGGAGGUGCACAGGCCAGGGGUGGAUCUGUACUUGAACAGAUUGAUAAAUUGAAAAAUUAUCAACACCAGCUGGAGCAGAAAAAGGUGGAGUACGAAGGGGUUAAACGAGAGCUCAGUCUGUUGAUGCAAGUUGAAGAGAAGUAUAGAAAUGUUAAGCAGCAGUUUGAUAUCAAGAGUCAUGAGGUCAAUAUGAUCAAGCAAAGAUUACACCAGACGACUCAUCAUCAGGUACAGGAGGAGAUUAAUUCUCUGCGUCAGAAGAUCCAGGAGCUCAAUGAGAAGAUGGAGAAUGCUAAGAAGAUGGAGAAAGACAACUCCAAGAGGGCCACUGACCUCGAGGGACAGCUAAAGGAUUCAGCGAAUAUCCGGGAUAAGCAGCUGAAGAAUGCAGAAAAUCAGUUGAAGGUUCUCCAGAAGAAGGCGGAUAACUCGAGAAAAGAGUGGGAGAAGCAUGAACAGAGCUCUGAGACUUUGAAUUUGGAGAUUAAGGAGCUGGAUAAGGCUAUUGAGAAUGGAAGAGAACAGCUGGUGAAGGCUGAGCAGAAGCUUCUUGAGUUGGAGAAGAAAUCUUUAAAUUAUUCAGAGUUAUUGAAGGAAUCUCAGGGGACUGUUUCCGAGAUCCAGAACAAGGUCAAAGCGCAGAAGGCGAUAAUCCAUCAGCAGAACAAAGAGAUCCAAAAGCUCCACUCAAAGAAGGAAGAUAUUAUUAAAACAAAUAGCGAUCUCGAGUUGGAGAUAAAGAAACUCGAUCACGAAAUCAAUGCGAUUCAGAUUAAUGCUGUACAGUGCAAGACUAAAGUGAAGGAUCUUUUAAGGGAAUAUCCCUGGAUCAGUACUGACAAAGUAUAUUUUGGAAAGUCGGGAACGAUGUAUGAUUUCAGUGUGAAUGAACCCGACUCGAUGACACAAAAAAUGUUACAGUUGGAGAGGAGAAGAAGUGAGUUGAGUAGAAAUGUUAAUAGCAGGGCAAUGAGUCUUCUGAGUAAAGAGGAGGAGCGAUUCGAGGAGACGUCCAAGAGAAAAAGAAUCGUCGAGACUGACAAGAAGAAAAUCCUGGAGACUGUCAAGCACCUGGAGGACAAGAAGAAAGAGACACUGGAAAAAGCUUGGGAGCAGGUGAACAAGGACUUUGGCUCCAUAUUCAGUAGUUUGUUGCCUGGAGCGAUGGCUAAACUACAGAAACUAGAGAGUGGCAAUGUCCUGGAUGGGCUGGAAGUCAAGGUUGGCUUCACCAAUAUCUGGAAAGAGUCUCUGGGUGAAUUAUCAGGGGGGCAGAGGUCUCUUGUGGCACUUUCUCUGAUUCUGGCAAUGCUGUUAUUUAAACCUGCCCCUCUUUAUAUUCUGGAUGAGGUCGACGCUGCUUUAGAUCUAUCCCACACCCAGAAUAUUGGAACAAUGCUCAAGAAACACUUCAAGCAUUCCCAAUUUAUCAUUGUAUCCUUGAAGGAUGGUAUGUUUAAUAAUGCUAAUGUUCUUUUUACUACGAGAUUUGUCGAUGGAAUGUCUAUGAUUAGUAGAGCAGAAAAGAAGAAGCAACAAGGGGGAGCCCAUUAGGGUGUGUGUGUCCGUGUGGAGGGG